Messenger RNA from Sabethes cyaneus, 1580 nucleotides. Its product is annotated as zinc finger E-box-binding homeobox 2-like. NCBI's taxonomy places the organism in Eukaryota, Metazoa, Arthropoda, Insecta, Diptera, Culicidae. The record is from RefSeq and is a predicted model, not a curated record. Bases 99 to 998 code for a protein of 299 amino acids. The transcript is spliced from 3 exons.
UGCCGUGACUUCGUGGUUUAUUUACCAACCACUAAGCCCUUUAAACGAGCCAAACCUAUCGCACGAUAGCUGCUGUGGCGCGCACCCACUCACCGGUAAUGGAUGUGAAGCGACAGCAAACCAGUAAUGAGUCCCAAACGAAGAAUGCACCAAAGAACGGCGUUGAGAACCAGGAAAAAGGGUCCACAGGCCGGAAGUGUCUCAUGUGUUUGCAGUCGUACGAAGAACUGGGCGCAAUUGAAACUGAGUCGUCCGAAGAGUUGAAACGGAUAGUGGAUAACAUGUUUAAAAUUGCCAAAAUAGAGAUAUCCCCAACUGGUGGUAAAGUAGAACCGCUCUGUAGCAGCUGUCGUGCCAAACUGGGCUACGAUUUUGACGAGGACGCAUACUAUGAAAUGCUAAGCCAAACGUAUAGUGAAACGAGUCCUCCCAGUAGUAAUCCUACCCUUUUCGGAAAUGGGCCUCCUGCGCAUACAGGAGGCACCCCAGUGGAGUAUCCCGAAUCUCCAACAGGACCACUGUUAGAUGCUGCAUGUGGUACGUUUGUAGUUACCGAGUUCGGCCGAGACGAGGCAGCUGACAAAAGUUCCGAUCUGAAAUGCGUCGUCUGUGCUAAAGUAUUUAACUUCAGAUCUACCCUUAGGCUGCAUAUUCGAAGCCAUUACAGUACUUCGCAAGAGUUGGAACCUCAGAAACCGCAACGAAAGCCCCGAAUGUAUGAGUGUGGAGAGUGUAACAUCAGCUUCAAAUUGAAGUACGACUACGACAAACACCAGGCCAUCCAUAAUCGUGGAAACCUGUUCCAAUGCGAAAUUUGCUACAAACUGUUUAAACACAAAUCCUACUAUUUGAUGCACCGGAAUGCGAAGCGCUGUAAGGCAGUUUCGCUGCCAAUGACCCCGAUGAAUCUCAGUACUAAUUCCGUAAGGAAUAUUAGUCCAGAAAAGCAGCUACAAGAGAUAAGUACUCUCAGCGAAGGUAUCAGACAUACUAGUUAAAAAUGUUCAACAAAACGGUACAGCAAAUUAUAUUUUGAAACGAAACAAGCUUCCUUCGUUUAUGCCAUAGCAACAGCAUAAAAUAUAGAUGUUUUAAAUAUUUUAGCAUUAGCCGUUAUAGAUGUAUUCGAGGUCGGUAAAAGUGGCAAGAUUAUUAAACUCUCCAUUCCCCUAUCCCAAUCUUCGACCAACUCUACAUCGAUGUUUAGUUGAUAAAAAUCCUACAAGCAUUAAACAUUUUCAAAAGAAAGCAUUCGCUUUUUUUCAGCGAACCAGAAUCACUAUCUCAAUCUUGCCAAUUUAUUCUCGGCCUCAACCAACAAUUUCUGGUCUUUUUUAGUCAUUAACUGUAAACACAUUCAAACAUACCAAAGCAAAAACUCACAAUAGAAAUCAGUAGAGUUAUAAAUCUUAGUAUAUAAGGCGGUAAAAUCGUAAUCGUAGAGUUCGAUUGUUAAUUACAACCACAUAGAACGCAAGGAUAGACAGAACCCCCCAGGAGGGAGCGAAAGUCGCCAUUCGAUACACUGAAGAUACCGAGGGACGAAAACCAAAUGGCUAUAGAAAGAUGUGUCAUUGUGA